UAUCAUUCAAAUACUUUAGAUCCUCACAAUAUAUCUGGAUGCCGCAAUGACCUAUUCGAUGACUUGUGUUAUAUAUCUGGGCGAGGAAUCGAAGACGAUUUUGAAGACAGUUUUGUCAUCAACCAACGGCGUUACAAGGAGCGUGCGGCCGCUGCGUUUAACGAAGAUCUGGCGGAAUUGAGGCGUAAACGAAGAGACAUGCAGGAUCGUAUUUUCGACGUUAUUGACUUGAAUGCAGAAAUCGAAAAAGCUAGAAAUACUCUCGAACAAGCGGAUAUUGCUUUUGCACAACAUGCAACAAAAUUCGAUAACACAGAUAGCUGCGAUGACACCAGAUUAAAAAAAUUCCCUAAUAUGGAAAUUUUGUCAGAAAAACCACAGCCAAAAACCAUAAAAUUUAUAAAAGUUCCUAAUAUUGAUAUAGAAUCGUGUAUGCCACAACCUACAAAAUCAAGAAGAGACAAAAUCAACUCAAUAAUGGAACCAAAUGAAAUUGUCAAUCCAUUAAAUACCAUUGCAUUGUUACCGUUAAAAAGGAAAUUCUCGAAUAAAAAGAAAAGUGUUACAUUUUAAAAAAUUCAGUGAAUAUUUUAAAUUACUAUUGUGUUAUAUAAAAUGUACCGAUAUUAUUUAAUAUUAAUAUUUAAAUAAAACAUAUAUAUAUAAACCACACGAAAAUUUUGUUUUCAUAAACAUUUGUAGUUUUAAUAAACAUCAUGAAGUAUACCACAUGUAACCGAGAAGAAAAUGGUUGAAAAACAUAACUAUGAAAUAACAUUUUUUCAUUAGGAGAUCAUAAUGAAUGAGAAUGCGAAAGUCCUUUGACAAACAGUGGUCUGAAUAUGAUAAAUUUUCGAAAAAUUUUUAAGAACGAAUUUCUUAGG
Bombus impatiens (common eastern bumble bee) is the source of this 884-nucleotide messenger RNA. RefSeq lists its product as uncharacterized. The transcript has 2 exons. The record is from RefSeq and is a predicted model, not a curated record. Lineage: Eukaryota; Metazoa; Arthropoda; Insecta; Hymenoptera; Apidae. The annotation marks the transcript as partial.